This is a messenger RNA of Acinonyx jubatus (cheetah), 4290 nucleotides long. It is a transcript of the gene ADAMTS10, whose product is annotated as ADAM metallopeptidase with thrombospondin type 1 motif 10. Gene Ontology annotation, biological process: extracellular matrix organization; proteolysis. NCBI's taxonomy places the organism in Eukaryota, Metazoa, Chordata, Mammalia, Carnivora, Felidae. The transcript is spliced from 26 exons. Gene Ontology annotation, cellular component: extracellular matrix. Bases 382 to 3741 code for a protein of 1119 amino acids. Gene Ontology annotation, molecular function: metalloendopeptidase activity. The record is from RefSeq and is a predicted model, not a curated record.
GGCGGCGGCGGCGGCGGGCGGGGUUCUGGCCUCGCGCGGUUUGGGGGUUUUUUAUAACCCUGGCAGGCGGCUCAGGAAGUGCCUUCCCCGCGCCCCCUCCCCCGGCCACGCCGCCGCGCUCGCUCCCUCCCUUCCUGCGCAGGGCGGCGAGACGGCGGCGGAGACGGCGGACGGAGGCCCGGGCGGGCGGGCGGCCGCAGGCACCGAAGAAGAGGCACUGAGGCCCAGAGAGGCUCACGCACAGGUGUCUGAUACCACGCCAUCAACCGAAGCCCCCAAAAGGAGCCCAGUGAUGCUGCCCAGGCUGUGAACAGGGGAGGCGGUGCUGUGGGGGCUGCCGGCAGCCGGGGCUGGAGAGAGACAUGUGGACACGUGGCCUCUAUGGCUCCCGCCUGCCAUAUCCUCCGCUGGGUCCUCACCCUGGGGCUGGGCCUCACAUUCGAAGUCCUACAUGCCUUCCGGUCUCAAGAUGAGUUCCUGUCCAGUCUGGAGAGCUAUGAGAUCGCAUUCCCCACUCGAGUGGACCAUAAUGGGGCACUGCUGGCCUUCUCGCCCCCGCCCCCCCGGAGGCAGCGUCGGGGCACAGGGCCAGCCGCAGAGUCCCGCCUCUUCUACAAGGUGGCUGCACCCAGCACCCACUUCCUGCUGAACCUGACCCGCAGCCCCCGCCUUCUAGCAGGGCACGUCUCCGUGGAGUACUGGACACGGGAGGGCCUGGCCUGGCAGAGGGCUGCCCGGCCCCACUGCCUCUACGCCGGCCACUUGCAGGGCCAGGCCGGCAGCUCCCGUGUGGCCAUCAGCACCUGUGGGGGCCUGCAUGGCCUCAUUGUGGCAGAUGAAGAAGAAUACUUGAUCGAGCCCCUGCAAGUUGGGCCCAAAGGAACCCAGGGCCCAGAGGAGAGUGGCCCCCAUGUGGUAUACAAGCGCUCCUCUCUGCGUCAUCCCCACCUGGACACAGCCUGUGGAGUGAGAGACGAGAAACCAUGGAAGGGGCGGCCAUGGUGGCUGCGCACCCUGAAGCCGCCACCUGCCAGGCCCCUGGGGAAUGAAACAGAGCGUGGCCAGCCAGGCCUGAAGCGCUCGGUCAGCCGAGAGCGCUACGUGGAGACCCUGGUGGUGGCUGACAAGAUGAUGGUGGCCUACCACGGGCGCCGAGACGUGGAACAGUACGUGCUGGCCAUCAUGAACAUUGUUGCCAAACUUUUCCAGGACUCGAGUCUGGGAAACAUCGUUAAUAUCCUGGUGACACGCCUCAUCCUGCUCACGGAGGACCAGCCCACCCUGGAGAUCACCCACCACGCCGGGAAGUCCCUGGACAGCUUCUGUAAGUGGCAGAAAUCCAUCGUGAACCGCAGCGGCCAUGGCAACGCCAUUCCGGAGAACGGUGUGGCCAACCAUGACACAGCGGUGCUCAUCACGCGCCACGACAUCUGCAUCUACAAGAACAAACCGUGCGGCACGCUAGGCCUGGCACCCGUGGGCGGGAUGUGCGAGCGGGAGAGGAGCUGCAGUAUCAACGAGGACAUUGGCCUGGCCACGGCCUUCACCAUCGCCCACGAGAUCGGACACACGUUUGGCAUGAACCACGACGGCGUGGGGAACAGCUGCGGGGCCCGUGGCCAGGACCCAGCAAAGCUCAUGGCCGCCCACAUCACCAUGAAGACCAACCCUUUCGUGUGGUCGUCCUGCAGCCGCGACUACAUCACCAGCUUUCUGGACUCAGGCCUGGGGCUGUGCCUGAACAACCGGCCCCCCAGACAGGACUUCGUGUACCCGACCGUAGCACCCGGCCAGGCCUACGACGCGGAUGAACAGUGCCGCUUCCAACAUGGAGUCAAAUCGCGUCAGUGUAAAUACGGGGAGGUCUGCAGCGAGCUGUGGUGUCUGAGCAAGAGCAACCGAUGCAUCACCAACAGCAUUCCAGCCGCCGAGGGCACGCUGUGCCAGACGCACACCAUCGACAAGGGGUGGUGCUACAAGAGAGUGUGCGUCCCCUUCGGGUCGCGGCCGGAGGGCGUGGACGGGGCUUGGGGCCCGUGGACCCCGUGGGGCGACUGCAGCCGGACGUGCGGCGGCGGCGUGUCCUCCUCCAGCCGUCAUUGCGACAGCCCCAGGCCAACGAUCGGGGGCAAGUACUGCCUGGGUGAGAGACGGCGGCACCGCUCCUGCAACACCGACGACUGUCCCCCAGGCUCUCAGGACUUCAGGGAAAUGCAGUGCUCUGAAUUUGACAGUGUCCCCUUCCGUGGAAAAUUCUACACAUGGAAGACAUACCGAGGAGGGGGCGUGAAGGCCUGCUCACUCACGUGCCUGGCCGAAGGCUUCAACUUCUACACCGAGAGGGCGGCAGCCGUGGUGGACGGGACGCCCUGCCGCCCAGACACGGUGGACAUUUGCGUCAGCGGCGAGUGCAAGCACGUGGGCUGUGACCGGGUCCUGGGCUCCGACCUGAGGGAGGACAAGUGCAGGGUCUGUGGUGGUGACGGCAGUGCCUGCGAAACCAUUGAGGGGGUCUUCAGCCCAGCUUCGCCUGCAGCCGGGUAUGAGGAAGUCGUCUGGAUCCCCAAAGGCUCCGUCCACAUCUUCAUCCAGGACCUGAACCUUUCCCUCAGUCACCUGGCCCUGAAGGGGGACCAGGAGUCCCUGCUGCUGGAGGGGCUGCCCGGGACCCCCCAGCCGCACCGCCUGCCCCUGGCUGGGACCACCUUUCAGCUGCGACAGGGGCCAGAUCAGACACAGAGCCUGGAAGCCCUGGGACCUAUAAAUGCGUCUCUCAUCGUCAUGGUGCUGGCCCGGACAGAGCUGGCGGCCCUCCGCUACCGUUUCAACGCGCCCAUCGCCCGAGAUGCACUGCCCCCCUACUCCUGGCACUAUGCACCCUGGACCAAGUGCUCGGCCCAGUGUGCCGGCGGCAGCCAGGUGCAGGCCGUGGAGUGCCGCAAUCAACUGGACAGCUCGGCCGUGGCCCCCCACCACUGCAGCGCCCACAGCAAACUGCCCAAGAGGCAGCGCGCCUGCAACACAGAGCCCUGCCCACCCGACUGGGUGGUGGGGAACUGGUCGCGCUGCAGCCGCAGCUGUGAUGCGGGCGUGCGCAGCCGCUCCGUCGUGUGCCAGCGCCGCGUGUCGGCCGCCGAGGAGAAGGCGCUGGACGACAGCGCGUGCCCGCAGCCGCGCCCGCCAGUGCUGGAGGCCUGCCAGGGCCCCGCUUGCCCGCCGGAGUGGGCGGCCCUGGACUGGUCAGAGUGCACCCCCAGCUGCGGGCCAGGCCUCCGCCACCGCGUCGUCCUUUGCAAGAGCUCAGACCACCGCGCCACGCUGCCCCCCGGGCACUGCCCGCCCGCGGCCAAGCCGCCGGCCACCAUGCGCUGCAACUUGCGCCGCUGCCCCCCAGCUCGCUGGGUGGCGGGCGAGUGGGGCGAGUGCUCCGCACAGUGCGGCCUCGGGCAGCAACAGAGGGCGGUGCGCUGCUCCAGCCACACGGGGCAGCCGUCACGCGAGUGCGCCGAGGCCCUGCGGCCCCCCGCCACGCAGCAGUGCGAAGCCAAGUGCGACAGCGCGCCCCCCGGGGACGGCCCCGAAGUUCUGCAGCAGAGCCUACUUCCGCCAGAUGUGCUGCAAAACCUGCCAGGGCCGCUAGGGGGCGCGCGGGCCCCGGAGCCACAGCUGGGCGCCGGCUGGAGGGGACCAUGCCUGCAGCUGGCCAGCCUGAAGGAGCCCGAGGGGGCGGGAGCUGGGUGAGACGAAGCCGGAAGUUAUUUAUUGGGAACCCCUGCAGGGCCCCUGGCUGGGGGGUGGAGAGGGGCUGGCCACCCCCAGGGCCCCUCCUCAUCCCCUCUCCCAGUUCAUAGUGAGACCCCCUCCAGGGUGGGUUUGAGGAGGGAACAACUGUUCGCCCUAGCGCCCUUUUCACCCACCCCUAGGGAGCCCCCAAUACUGCCCCCCCUUUGACCGGAAUAUGUACUGUGAAGAGUGGGGGUGGGGAGGGGGUCUGCCGGUGUCCUGCCCCCAGCACUGCCCCAUCCCUCCGCUCUGAGCUGGGGGGAGGGGGGGGGGUCUAUGUCUGCCAUGGGGGAGGGGGAUUAGCAGCGCCUCCCUGACACCCUCCCCCUGACCAGACCAGCUACAGGGGUGAGGCAGAGCUGGCAAGAUCCACCCCAACCUCUGUCCUGCCUGCCCCAGGGGGACCCCGACAUCCAGGCGCCCCCAUCAUGGUGCUACAGGCCCUGCCCUGGGGCCCACACACCCCUCGCCAGGAAGCCCUCCAUCAAUAAAGUUCUGUCUUGUGUA